UGAAUAUGGAGUGGCCGAAUGAAACGAUCGCCGAAUUUUUAACUUUGUAUGAAGGCGAACCCUCUCUGUGGAAUUCGAAAAAUGCGGAGCAUAAAAACAAAAACGACCAGCAUGAUGCCUGGCUGCGAAUUAAACAGAAUUUAAAAGGUGGUACCAUACCGUUACAAGAAAUUAAAAAGAAAAGGGAUUCUUUAAUGGGAACCUAUAGAAAAUUAAGAAGUAAAGUUUGCCAAUCAAUAAAGUCUGGCAGCGGUGCUGAUGAAAUCUAUAAGCCUGACUGGCCAUUUUAUAAUGUGAUGGCCCAAUUUUUGAAUGAUGUGUAUACUCCAAAGAAAACGAAGGAUUCUGAGGUCACUGACGACAUAGAAGAAAUAGAAGAUAACCGUGAUUUAGAUGCCUCUGAAGAUAGUAAACAGGAUGAUGAAGAAUCAGUUCAAUUUAAAAGACCAAAACCUCUUCCUAAAAAACGUGCUAAAAAUAUUGAUAUAGAAAAUAAAAUGAACGAAGCAUACGACUAUAUAAAACAAAUGACUCAAAAACCCCAAAUCCCGCAAGAUGAAUGUUCAUUAUACACACAAUUAUUGUGCAAAAAAUUGAGAGGCUUACCAGAAAAUACACGUGAAAUAGCGAUGUUGGAAAUUGAUAGAUUGAUUUUCAAUCUGAAGCAAAAAGAACUAUCGUCAAACCCACAUGCACAAAUACUAAUCAACCCACCACAGCCCACGAAUUUUGGACAUUCCGGCAAUCUCUACUAUCAGCCAUCCACAUCCUGCCAUCCAUAUCCUUCUCCACAGCAAUCCCCAACCUAUCAUCCAUCGCCUUCUUCACAGUCAUCCCCAAACUAUCAUCCAUCGCCUUCUCCACAGCAAUCCCCAACCUAUCAUCCAUCGCCUUCUUCACAGUCAUCCCCAAACUAUCAUCCAUCGCCUUCUCCACAGCCAUCCCCAACCUAUCAUCCAUCGCCUUCUCCACAGCCAUCCCCAACCUAUCAUCCAUCGCCUUCUUCACAGUCAUCCCCAAACUAUCAUCCAUCGCCUUCUCCACAGCAAUCCCCAACCUAUCAUCCAUCGCCUUCUUCACAGUCAUCCCCAAACUAUCAUCCAUCGCCUUCUCCACAGCAAUCCCCAACCUAUCAUCCAUCGCCUUCUUCACAGUCAUCCCCAAACUAUCAUCCAUCGCCUUCUUCACAGUCAUCCCCAAACUAUCAUCCAUCGCCUUCUCCACAGCAAUCCCCAACCUAUCAUCCAUCGCCUUCUUCACAGUCAUCCCCAAACUAUCAUCCAUCGCCUUCUCCACAGCCAUCCCCAACCUAUCAUCCAUCGCCUUCUUCACAGCCAUCCCCAACCUAUCAUUCAUUAUCUUCUCCACAGCCAUCCCCAAACUAUCCAUCUCCACAGCUGUCGCAAGUCGAAACAUCAGCUUCGCAAAGUCUAUUAAAAGAUUUCUAUGAAGAGGAGGGUAGUAAUUUAUUUUAA
Molecule: messenger RNA, 1475 nt
Organism: Acanthoscelides obtectus
Lineage: Eukaryota; Metazoa; Arthropoda; Insecta; Coleoptera; Chrysomelidae
Source: the annotation of a GenBank genome assembly